AUGUGCUGUACAAAGGCCGCCUCAUUACUGAGUUGGCACGAUAUUCGAGAUAUCGCAGUAUAUUUUCAUAAAGGAAUCUACUCACAAGUAGCGCGGUCUCCGAGUUUUCGUCAACAUUAUGUUCCACUUGAAACCAAAUUGCCUGGAAAUAUCGCAAACGAGAGAUUCACCUGGUUUUUCCCUUCUUGGGGCUCAUCAACUAAGCGCAUUCCCCAAGUUUCCGCCAACCUUUUGUUCUACGUCAACCCAAGUUGCACAAAACUAGCGAAAUACACUCACUUGCAAACAAAUUUAACAGGAGUAGUUGAGGUGCCUUGUUUGGUUUGGGACCGCGGCUUUCCGGCCGAGUUGAUAAAUGUGGAAAGAAAACAAAACUCGAGAAAAACACUCAUUUGCAAAUCAAUUCGGUUUUCACUGGAGACUCAAUUGAAUCUCUCGUUUAUGAUGUUCUCCAGCUGUAUGAAACUACUCACAAAGUUGCUGAAAACUCUUCGACAGCCCACAACCGGUUUCGCCCUUCUUGAGGCUCAUCAAGUAGGUGCAGUCCCCAAGUUUCCGUCAACCUUAUGA
This is a messenger RNA of Opisthorchis viverrini, 570 nucleotides long. RefSeq lists its product as hypothetical. The coding region runs from base 1 to 570 and encodes 189 amino acids. The transcript is spliced from 5 exons. Lineage: Eukaryota; Metazoa; Platyhelminthes; Trematoda; Opisthorchiida; Opisthorchiidae. The record is from RefSeq and is a predicted model, not a curated record.